CCAGCUCCUUAUCCUGUCCCCUUUCCCUUCCCUCCCCUCUCUCUCUCUCUCUCCCUCCCCCUCUUGCUCGCUCGCGCACCGAGAUUUCUUGUCCUGUGCUACCAGCCUGGUUCCGCGCGGCGUCGCUUCCUCCUGCCGCCGAUCGAUCCGGGGCGCCGGAGUCCGAGAUUCGCCGGAGCCUUGGCCUGGCUGGGUGGCUGGUUGGUUGAUUGAUUGAUUGUGUUGGUUUGGUUGGUUGCGGUUAUGUCCACGGCGGUGGCGGCGGGGAUCCCGCCGGCGCACGGCGGCUUCCGGGGGUCAGAGAAGGGGAAGCCGGAUCCGGACGACGCGGACAGCAGGAGGAGGAGGAAUACUAAUGGAUUCUUUGCGGAAGAGGAGGAUGAGGAGGAGGAGGAGGAGGAGGAGGAGGAGGAGGAGGGGGUUGGUGAGGCGGCGGUGAGGAGGAGGGGGGACGAAGAAGAGGAGGAGGAGGCGCUGUCGGAGAGCUCGUCGAUCGGGGCGGCGUCGUCGGACAGCUCGUCCAUCGGGGAGAACUCGGCGUCGGACAAGGAGGACGACGGGGACGAGGAGGUGGAGAGCAAGGUCGAGGGGCUCGGCAUGAUGGGGCUCGGGACGCUCGAGUCCUUGGAGGACGCCCUGCCCAUCAAGCGCGGCCUCUCCAACUUCUACGCGGGCAAGUCCAAGUCGUUCACGAGCCUGGCGGAGGCCGCGGCGACGGCGGCGGCCAAGGAGAUCGCCAAGCCGGAGAACCCGUUCAACAAGCGCCGCCGCGUGCUGGCGGCGUGGAACCGGCGGCGCGCGUCCUGCAGCGCGCUGGCCACGGCGUACCUCCCGCCGCUCCUCGCCCCCGACCACGCCGUGGUGGAGGAGGAGGACGAGGAGGGCGCGGACGACGACGACGACGACGACGAGGACCAGCAGCCGGGCGGCUCCCGCGGCGGGCUCAGGAGCAGGAGGCCGCCGACGUUCCCGUCCCCGCGGCUGAGCGUGCACACCACCGGCGGCCAGAUGGGGAGGAACCCGCACGCGAGCUCGUUCAGGUCCCCGAGGUCCUUCUCCAUGACCGACCUCCAAAACGCGGGCUAACUAGCAGCAAAGAUUGGAGCAGCUUCCUCCUCCUCCUCCUCCUCUCUUGAUCUUUAGGCGUGAGAGAUGUUGUUACUGCUACUGGUGCUACUGCCACUGCUACUAUAUAAUCAAGAUAUAUAUAAGAAGAAACUCCAUUCCUUGUGCUUGUUGCCGGUCCGGCUGUUGAAUGCCGAUGAGUCCUCGCUACUGAUUGAAUCUCGCAUGAACA
This is a messenger RNA of Panicum hallii, 1297 nucleotides long. RefSeq names its product neurofilament medium polypeptide-like. The coding region runs from base 244 to 1086 and encodes 280 amino acids. The record is from RefSeq and is a predicted model, not a curated record. NCBI's taxonomy places the organism in Eukaryota, Viridiplantae, Streptophyta, Magnoliopsida, Poales, Poaceae. The transcript has 2 exons.